Molecule: messenger RNA, 1560 nt
Organism: Folsomia candida
Lineage: Eukaryota; Metazoa; Arthropoda; Collembola; Entomobryomorpha; Isotomidae
Exons: 5
Coding region: 99-1199 (366 amino acids)
Source: RefSeq, a predicted model, not a curated record
AUGUACAAGUCGAUAGAAUAAAAGUAUCAUCGAACCCUUGCAUACUUAAGGAGACCACAAGGAUACUCUCAGAACUUGUGCGUGGUUGAUAAGUCUGUAUGGAAAUGAGACAUCAUCUCCACGCUUCAAAUGGAUUCAACGGACACAGCAUCGUAAUUUCAUGGAGACAACUUGCUAUCGCUGGCUUCAUUUGGACAGCCCUUGUCAUUUAUCUCACGUUGGGUAGAAUUCUUACAGACGAGUGGAGACAGUUCCAAAAUGAGGAUCGAUGUCAAUGUCAGUGUCAGAUACAUUUGAACCCACCUUUCAUUGGAGUUCAUAACUCUGGGUACUCAUCAAACCAGAUUACUGUAUCCUCGUUCCCGUCCAUAAUGAAACACAGUCAAAAAGAUGAUGUGCAGUUACCCCCACUGAGUCCCGAACAAAUGUUAAGUGGCGAAAUUCACUUGGACCAAGACGACCCUCGUUUAUUAAAUCACAUUUGUAAUGCCGUGCUACACCCUCCACCAUUGAGAUAUGAUCCAAGAAAUGUAGUUCUCAGCGAAAAGAACCCCCACAAAAAGCCUGCAGUACAGCAACAGAUUUAUAGAUAUGUUAUUAACAUACUAAAAAACAUGACAUCAGGGUUUUUCGUCGAAUCGGGUGCUAACGAUGGCGAACUGUAUAGCAACACACUUGCUUUGGAAAUGAUUCAUAAUUGGACCGGGCUUUUGGUUGAACCGGAUGUUAAACCCAUUAGGAAAUUGCUUCAACGUAAAAGAAAUGCGUGGAUAGCUCCGGUCUGCCUAAGCACGCAAUCAGUUCCUGGAAAGACUGAAUUGCUACGGUCUGAAAAUAAUGACUUGUUGACACUAAUGUCUAAACUGACCGUUAGCAAAAAGAAGACGUCCAAACCAUGGCGUGGAGAAAGAUUUAGCGUCGAUUGCUACCCAUUGUUUUCGCUCUUGGCAUCGCUAAAUGUCACUACGGUGGAUUACAUCUCGCUGGAUGUAGAGGGUGCAGAACUAUCAAUUUUGAAAACUAUUCCAUGGAAGAAAUUGCUCAUUAAGGUGCUGUCCAUAGAAGUCCCCCUAGGGCAUAGCGUAAAUGGGGAGAUUCAUGCGUACAUGAGCAUGACUGCUGGAUAUCGACUUGUUCAUUAUGUGCAAAAUGACUAUUCCCAUGAUAAUAUCUAUGUUCAUCCAAGCGUUGUAAUUUAAAAAAUCUUAAGGUUCGAAUUAUAUUAAUAUAAUCGCUUUCGAUAAAUAUGUAUGUAUGUAAAAUUAAAUUAUGUCAAGAUUCCGAGUUAGGUGUUAGUUAUUUGCAUAUACGCACUGUACAACUCUACAUAGAUACCGUUAGCGCAAAUAAUAGGUACAUAUAUGAUUAGGGCCUAAAGACACAUGUCAUGGUAUAUGCACGUGUUAUCAGUAAUUAACUGAAAAUAUAUUGCGAGCUCCUGUCGAUGUGAUAAUUUUAAGCUAAGCAAAGAAAUAAAUAUCUUAAUGGAUUUGUCUGGAAGAACUAUGCAAUACUGAAAUUACUUUACUCAUUUAAGUUGUCAUUCUAAAUAUGUGCACA